This is a messenger RNA of Zophobas morio, 1115 nucleotides long. RefSeq names its product DNA-directed RNA polymerase III subunit RPC2-like. Gene Ontology annotation, molecular function: ribonucleoside binding; DNA binding. Gene Ontology annotation, cellular component: RNA polymerase III complex. The record is from RefSeq and is a predicted model, not a curated record. Gene Ontology annotation, biological process: DNA-templated transcription. The transcript has 3 exons. Bases 120 to 1115 code for a protein of 331 amino acids. Lineage: Eukaryota; Metazoa; Arthropoda; Insecta; Coleoptera; Tenebrionidae.
AACGCCACCAUCGCUGUCAUGAGCUACAGCGGCUACGACAUCGAAGACGCCCUCAUCAUCAACAAAGCGUCGAUCGACAGAGGCUUCGGUCGCGUUUGGUGUACAAGAACUCCAAGUGCAUGAUGAAGCGCUACGCCAACCAGACUUUUGACCGCAUCCAGGGUCCGCUCAUCGACAGUACGACCGGUGCGUCGAUGUGGAAGCACGGAGUCCUAGACGCUGACGGAAUCGUGGCACCAGGAGAACUAGUCGAAAAUAAACAAGUCCUAGUGAACAAAUCAGUCCCCACGGUUUCUUCUGUCCCAGGGAGUCAGUCGACGUCCGUGGAGUACAAAGACACACCGAUUUGUUAUAGGAACAACGAACCCAGCUAUAUAGAGCAGGUUCUAGUGAGCAAUAAUGAAGAGGACACUACGAUUAUCAAGAUUUUGUUGAGGCAGACGCGAAGAUCCGAAAUUGGGGACAAGUUUAGUUCGAGGCAUGUGCAGAAAGGGGUUGUAGGGUUGGUGGUGGACCAGGAGGAUUUGCCUUUCAAUGAAUACGGGAUUUGUUCUGUUAUUAUAAUAAACCCUCAUGGAUAUCCGUCUAGAAUGACGGUAGGAAAGUUGAUUGAGUUGCUUUCCGGGAAAGCAGGCGUGGUGGAAGGUAAGUUCCACUAUGGGACGGCUUUUGGUGGGUCGAAGGUGGAAGAUGUCUGUGAGGAGUUGGCCAAAAACGGGAUUAACUAUCAAGGGAAGGAUUUUUUCUAUUCGGGGAUUACGGGCGAGCCCCUGGAAGCCUACAUCUACUCAGGGCCUGUCUACUACCAGAAGCUGAAACAUAUGGUUCAGGAUAAAAUUCACGCCCGAGGGAGAGGUCCAAGAGCUGUUUUGACGCGGCAACCCACUGAAGGAAGAAGUAGAGAUGGAGGGCUUCAGCUUGGCGAGAUGGAGCGGGACUGUUUUAUAGGUUAUGGCGCAAGUAUGAUGCUGGUGGAGCGACUGAUGGUUUCGAAUGACCAGUGUUCAGCCAAAGUGUCCAGUAUUAAUAUGCCUUACACUUGCAAACUACCCUUGACGGAACUACAAGCCAUGAACAUCACGGCGAGGCUAACUCUUAAUCAUUACUGUGAAUGA